Molecule: messenger RNA, 1203 nt
Organism: Aureobasidium musti
Lineage: Eukaryota; Fungi; Ascomycota; Dothideomycetes; Dothideales; Saccotheciaceae
Source: the annotation of a GenBank genome assembly
AACCACAUCGCAAACAUGUCCAAGUUCACACUACGCUGGGGUAUUCUUGCCACUGGAGGCAUUGCCGAGGUGCNNAGCUUCUCGAGAGACCUGACUGUCAACCCUGAAACUCGUAACGUUAAGGAAAUCCAACAUGAGAUCGUUGCCGCAGCCAGCUCCAGUAGUGCUGACCGCGCUGGCGAGUUCCUGAAGAAGGUUGGCGCUUCAUCUUCGGCAAAGGCAUAUGGAUCAUACGAAGAGCUGGUUGCCGACAAGAAUGUCGAUAUCAUCUAUGUCGCCACACCUCACUCGCAUCACUACCAGAAUGCCAUGCUCUGUCUCGAGGCUGGAAAGAACGUUCUCUGCGAGAAGGCAUUUACUGUCAAUGCUGCUCAGGCGAAGAAGCUGGCGGAAAAGGCAAAGGAGAAGAACUUGUUCUUGAUGGAGGCUGUGUGGACAAGAUACUUCCCUCUGUCCAUAUACGUUCGCGACAUUAUUACUUCGGGCAAACGUACCUUCGCCGAUCUCUCCAUUGGCGCUCAGCCUGAGGAGGCCUUCGACAACUCGCACCGCAUGGUCAACCCCGACUUGGCCGGAGGUGCCCUCCUCGAUCUCGGUAUCUACGCCUUGACCUGGGUCUUCCAAACCCUCUACCACACUCAGCCCGAAUCCGCACGUCAGGCUCCCACUGUUGUCUCUUCGCUCAAGAAGUACCCCACUGGCGCCGACGAGAUGACCACAAUGCUCCUCACAUUCCCUCGCUCUCAAGAGCUCGGUGGUGACGCUCACGGCAUUGCCACCACUGCUAUGCGCACAACCNCCGACCCAGAUGGCAAAGGCAGCGCUGGUCCAGCCAUCCGCGUCCAAGGCGACAAGGGCGAAGUUCAAGUCUUCCACCCUGCCUUCCGUCCCACAAAGACCAAGCUCGUUCUCUCCGACGGCACUGUAGAAGAGAAGGAGUUCGUUCAACCCGGCCCUGGCAAGGGCUCCGGCUUCUACAACGGCUUCGGUGGUGACAAGAACCCCGAAGNNGGGGAGGGCCAUGGCAUGUUCUGGGAGGCUGACGAGUGUGCGUUUGCCAUCAAGGAGGGCAGAAAAGAGGGCAAGUACGAGGGCUUGCAGGAAAGUAUCGUUAUCAUGGAAGUCAUGGAUGAAGUGCGCAAGCAGAACGACAUGAUCUACCCUGAGAAGAUCGAGACCACCAAAUACCCUACCCAGCUUUAA